Molecule: messenger RNA, 626 nt
Organism: Brassica oleracea var. oleracea
Lineage: Eukaryota; Viridiplantae; Streptophyta; Magnoliopsida; Brassicales; Brassicaceae
Product: lachrymatory-factor synthase
Exons: 1
Coding region: 76-567 (163 amino acids)
Source: RefSeq, a predicted model, not a curated record
CCUUUACAAAUAACAUUGCAACGAAGUAACUACCUUAUACUAAACAAAACACCAAUCAUCAAAGUCUUUGGUCAGAUGGAACCAGAAACGGUGGUGUUUAAGUGGGAGGGCAAACAAGCCGCUCAAGUCAACGGCGUCACGGCGGAGCAAGCCUGGUUGGUCGUUUCAGAUUUCUGCAAUGUCCACGAGUGGUUCCCAACUGUUGAUACGUGUAGCCGAGUCGAAGGAACCGAUGGUCAGACGGGUCUGGUCCGAUACUGCGCCUCCACCGCAACCAAGGAAGACGAGGAAACUAAAUGGGCUAAGGAGCGUUUGGUCGAGUUUGAUCCAAUCGGACGGUGUUUGAGCUAUGAGGUCCUCGAGAAUAACGUGGGGUUCAGAUCUUACGUGGCGACGGUCAAAGUAAUGCAAGUGGACGGUGCAGAUGAAUCGGACAGUGGAAAAGUCUGUCGAAUCGAGUGGUCGUUUGUGUCCGAUCCUGUUGAUGGUUGGAAGAAGGAAGACCUUGAAUCCUACGUGGGUUUUUGUCUUAAACAUAUGGCUAAUAAAAUGGAAAUGAAUCUGUAAAACCUUUCCUAUGUAAUUUUUCGUGAUAAAAAUAUAUCAAAGCUCAUUGUUUUUUUUUA